This is a messenger RNA of Eubalaena glacialis (North Atlantic right whale), 3586 nucleotides long. RefSeq names its product anillin, actin binding protein (gene ANLN). The coding region runs from base 145 to 3522 and encodes 1125 amino acids. Gene Ontology annotation, biological process: actomyosin contractile ring assembly; mitotic cytokinesis; septin ring organization. Lineage: Eukaryota; Metazoa; Chordata; Mammalia; Artiodactyla; Balaenidae. The transcript is spliced from 24 exons. The record is from RefSeq and is a predicted model, not a curated record. Gene Ontology annotation, cellular component: actomyosin contractile ring.
GGGGAGUAGGUUGGAAGAGUUCCCCUGCCCCGGACUUCUUGUUUUCUCCAAGUGACACACUGAGCCGGCACUCACUUCUUUUCUUUUUCCGAAUUUGAACCACCGUUUCGGUCGUCUCGCAAUCGACACGCGAAGCCCCGGGCGAUGGACCCGUUUACCGAGAAACUGCUUGAACGAACCCGUGCCAGACGCGAGAAUCUUCAGAGGAAAAUGGCUGAGCGGCCCACCCCAGCAGCAAGGUCUGCGACUCAAGCCAAGCGAGUCAGGGAGCCGCUUUCAGAAGCAAGUAACCAGCAGCCCCUGUCUGGUGGUGAAGAGAAAUCUUGCACAAAACCAUCACCAUCAAAAAAACGCUGUUCUGACAACACUGAAGUAGAAGUUUCCAACUUGGAAAAUGAAAAACCGGUUGAGUCAGCUUCUGCAAAACCUUGUUCUCCGAGUCCUAUGUCUCCUCAGGCGCAGCCACAAGCGCCACAAGUGCCAGCUGGUGUCAGUGAUUCCGUGGCCGCCCCGGCAUCGCUGCUGGGAGUGAGGAGAGGGCUAAACUCAAGAUUGGAAGGAACUGCAGCCUCCUCAGUCAAAACACGAAUGCAAAAGCUGGCUGAGCAGCGGCGUCACUGGGAUAAUGAUGACGUGACAGAUGAUCUACACGAAAGCUCACCCAUCUCAGCAAUGCCGUCAGAGGCUACCUCCCCUCCCAAACCAUCCCUUUCAGAUGCCUCAGCAACUCCAGUUGGCAGAAAGGGCCGUCUAGCCAACCUUGCUGCAACUAUUUGCUCCUGGGAAGAUGAUGUAAAAAACUCAUCUGCAAAGCAAAACAGUGUACAAGAACAGCCUGGUACCACUUGUUUAUCCAAAUUUUCCUCUGCAAGUGGAGCAUCUGCUAGGAUCAAUAGCAGCAGUGUUAAGCAGGAAGCUACAUGCUGUUCCCAAAGGGAUGGCGAUGCCUCUUUGAAUAAAGCCUCAUCCUCUAGCGCUGUGGGUGCAUCUUUGAUUAAUGUUGCAAUUUCCAGCUCUGGGAAAGCUACUUCUUCCCCAGUGAAAUCUUCUACUACAUCCAUCACCAGUGCUAAAAAUUGUGAGGUACAAAAUCCUGAACUACUUCAAAAAACCUCUGUUAGUCCUCUUAAAACAGUGUCAAAAUCAACUGAGAGGUCAACUGUAUCCCGGACAGUUCGGCCCAAGGAAGAAUUAAACAGAGAAAUUUGUCUGCAAUCUCAACCUAAGGACAAAUCUACAACACCAGGAGGAGCAGGAAUUAAGCCUUUCCUGGAACGCUUUGGAGAGCGUUGUCAAGAGCACAGCAAAGAAAGUCCAGCUCGUAGCACACCCCAUAGAACUCCCAUUAUCACUCCAAAUACAAAGGCCAUACAAGAAAGAUUAUUCAAGCAAAACGCGUCUUCGUCUACUACUCAUUUAGCACAACAGCUCAAGCAGGAACGUCAAAAAGAACUAGCAUGUCUUCGUGGCCGAUUUGACAAGGGCAGUUUAUGGAGUGCAGAAAAAGGCGAAAACUCAAGAAGCAAACAACUAGAAACCAAACAGGAAAUUCACUGUCAGAACACUCCCCUCAGAAAACAAGUUGGUCCAAAUACCCCAUCACUUCCAGUAACAGAAAAGGUUGCAGAAAAUCAGACACCAGCAAAACCUUCUAGUAUAGAACCUACGGGUUUUACUGAAUGUGAAAUGACGAAGUCUAGCCCUUUGAAAAUAACAUUGUUUUUAGAAGAGGAAAAGUCCUUAAAAGUAACAUCAGACCCAAAGGUUGAACAGCUGACUGAGGUGGUACGUGAAAUUGAGAUGAGUGUGGAUGAUGAUGAUGAUAUCAAUAGUUCAAAAGUAAUUAAUGACAUCUUCAGUGAUGUCCUAGAGGAAGGUGAACUAGAUGUGGAAAAGAGCCAGGAGGAGAUGGAUCACGCAGAUGCAGAAAGCAGCGAAGAACAGGAAGAUGCACUGAAUAUCUCCUCAAUGUCUUUACUUGCUCCAUUAGCACAGACAGUUGGUGUGGUAAGUCCAGAGAAUUUAGUUUCUUCGCCUAGAUGGGAAUUGAAAGACACCAGCAUAAGUGAUGAAAGUCCAAAGCCAGGAAAAUUCCAAAGAACUCGUGUCCCUCGAGCUGAGUCUGGUGAUAGUAUGGGUUCUGAAGAUCAUGAUCUUCCUUAUAGCAUUGAUGCAUAUAGAUCUCAAAGAGUCAAAGAAACAGACCGUCCUUCAAUAAAGCAGGUGAUUGUUCGGAAGGAAGAUGUUACUUCAAAGUUGAAUGAAAAAAAGAAUGGCUUUCCUUGUCAGGUUAACGUCAAACAGAAAAUGCAGGAACUCAAUAAUGAAAUAAAUUUGCAGCAGACAGUGAUCUAUCAGGCUAGCCAGGCUCUUAACUGUUGUGUUGAUGAAGAGCAUGGAAAAGGGUCGCUGGAAGAAGCUGAAGCAGAAAGACUUCUUCUAAUUGCAACUGAGAAGAGAACACUUUUGAUUGAUGAGUUGAAUAAAUUGAAGAAUGAAGGGCCUCAGAGGAAGAAUAAGGCUGGUCCCAUAUCCCAAAGUGAAUUUGUCCCUUCCAAAGGAUCAAUUACUUUGUCAGAAAUCCGCUUGCCUCUAAAAGCAGAUUUUGUCUGCAGUACAGUUCAGAAACCAGAUGCAGCAAAUUACUAUUUCUUAAUUAUACUAAAAGCAGGAGCUGAAAAUAUGGUAGCCACACCAUUAGCAAGUACCUCAAAUUCUCUUAAUGGCGAUGCUCUAACAUUCACUACUACAUUUACUUUGCGGGAUGUGUCCAAUGACUUUGAAAUAAAUAUUGAAGUUUACAGCUUGGUACAAAAGAAAGAUCCCUCAGGCCCUGAUAAGAAGAAAAAAGCAUACAAGUCAAAGGCUAUUACUCCUAAGCGACUUCUCACAUCUGUAACCACAAAAAGCACCCUUCAUUCUUCAGUUAUGGCCAGUCUUAAUGCUGUGCGUACCAGCAACUUUGCCCUUGUUGGAUCUUACACGCUGUCAUUGUCUUCAGUAGGAAAUACAAAAUUUGCUCUGGACAAGGUACCCUUUCUAUGUCCUUUGGAAGGUCAUAUUUACUUAAAAAUAAAGUGUCAAGUGAAUUCAAGUGUUGAAGAGAGAGGUUUUCUAACCAUAUUUGAAGAUGUCAGUGGUUUUGGUGCCUGGCAUCGAAGAUGGUGUGUUCUUUCUGGAAACUGUAUCUCUUAUUGGACUUAUCCAGAUGAUGAGAAACGAAAGAAUCCCAUAGGAAGAUUAAAUUUGGCCAAUUGUACCAGUCGGCAGAUAGAACCAGCCAACAGAGAAUUUUGUGCAAGACGCAACACUUUUGAAUUAAUUACUGUCCGACCACAAAGAGAAGAUGACCGAGAGACUCUGGUCAGCCAAUGCAGGGACACACUCUGUGUCACCAAGAACUGGCUGUCUGCAGAUACAAAGGAAGAGCGGGAUCUCUGGAUGCAAAAACUCAAUCAAGUUCUUGUUGAUAUUCGCCUCUGGCAACCUGAUGCUUGCUAUAAACCUAUUGGAAAGCCUUAAACUGUGGGACAUUUCCAAGUCAUAUAGAGGUUUUCUGACUUAUGUCAUAAAUGUUUCUUAAGAG